Molecule: messenger RNA, 4229 nt
Organism: Lynx canadensis (Canada lynx)
Lineage: Eukaryota; Metazoa; Chordata; Mammalia; Carnivora; Felidae
Gene: ATP6V0A1
Product: ATPase H+ transporting V0 subunit a1
Exons: 23
Coding region: 132-2723 (863 amino acids)
Biological process (GO): proton transmembrane transport; vacuolar acidification
Cellular component (GO): vacuolar proton-transporting V-type ATPase complex; vacuolar proton-transporting V-type ATPase, V0 domain; plasma membrane
Molecular function (GO): ATPase binding; proton-transporting ATPase activity, rotational mechanism
Source: RefSeq, a predicted model, not a curated record
UCGAACGCAGCUGUCCCGAGCCGCGGAGGCUGCGGGCUUGGUCUGGGGCGGCUGCUUUGGCUGCGGCCCGGCCCGCGGCUGAAGGUUGGAAAGAAAUCCAUACACUCCAUUGACUGGCACUUUCUGCCACCAUGGGGGAGCUUUUCCGGAGUGAGGAGAUGACACUGGCCCAGCUUUUUCUACAAUCAGAAGCUGCUUAUUGUUGCGUCAGUGAAUUAGGAGAACUGGGAAAGGUUCAAUUUCGUGAUUUAAAUCCAGAUGUGAAUGUUUUCCAGCGGAAAUUUGUGAAUGAAGUUAGAAGAUGUGAAGAAAUGGAUCGAAAGCUUCGAUUUGUUGAGAAAGAAAUAAGAAAAGCUAAUAUCCCAAUUAUGGACACUGGUGAAAACCCAGAGGUGCCCUUCCCCCGGGACAUGAUUGACUUAGAGGCCAAUUUUGAAAAGAUUGAAAAUGAACUGAAGGAAAUCAACACAAACCAGGAAGCUCUGAAGAGAAACUUCCUGGAACUGACUGAAUUAAAAUUUAUACUUCGCAAAACUCAGCAGUUUUUCGAUGAGAUGGCGGAUCCAGACUUGUUGGAAGAGUCCUCGUCCCUCUUGGAGCCGAGUGAGAUGGGAAGGGGCACACCGUUAAGACUUGGCUUCGUGGCUGGUGUGAUUAACCGGGAGCGCAUCCCUACUUUUGAGCGCAUGCUUUGGCGGGUGUGCCGGGGGAAUGUGUUCCUGCGACAGGCUGAAAUCGAGAACCCCCUGGAGGAUCCUGUGACUGGUGACUACGUGCACAAAUCUGUAUUCAUCAUUUUCUUCCAAGGCGAUCAGCUGAAAAACAGAGUCAAGAAAAUCUGUGAAGGGUUCCGGGCCUCACUCUAUCCCUGUCCUGAGACACCACAGGAGAGGAAGGAAAUGGCUUCUGGAGUUAAUACCAGGAUUGACGAUCUUCAAAUGGUUCUGAAUCAAACAGAGGACCACCGCCAGAGGGUUCUGCAGGCGGCUGCUAAGAACAUCCGUGUCUGGUUCAUCAAGGUGCGGAAGAUGAAGGCCAUCUACCACACCCUGAAUCUGUGCAACAUAGACGUGACCCAGAAGUGCCUGAUCGCCGAGGUCUGGUGCCCUGUCACCGACCUCGACUCCAUCCAGUUUGCACUCAGAAGGGGCACGGAACACAGUGGCUCCACUGUGCCCUCUAUCUUGAACAGGAUGCAAACAAAUCAGACUCCCCCAACCUAUAACAAAACGAACAAGUUCACAUACGGCUUUCAGAACAUAGUAGAUGCUUACGGAAUCGGGACUUACAGAGAGAUAAACCCAGCUCCAUAUACCAUCAUCACUUUCCCUUUCCUGUUUGCUGUGAUGUUUGGGGACUUUGGCCAUGGCAUUUUGAUGACCCUCUUUGCUGUAUGGAUGGUGUUAAGGGAGAGCCGGCUUCUCUCCCAGAAGAACGAGAAUGAGAUGUUUAGCACAGUGUUCAGUGGCCGGUACAUUAUUCUCCUGAUGGGUGUGUUUUCCAUCUACACUGGCCUCAUCUACAAUGAUUGCUUUUCCAAGUCUCUUAAUAUCUUCGGGUCAUCCUGGAGCGUACGGCCAAUGUUCUCUUUGUAUAAUUGGACGGAUGAGACACUUCGGGGGAACCCUGUUCUACAGUUGAAUCCAGCUGUCCCUGGAGUUUUUGGUGGACCAUACCCUUUUGGCAUUGAUCCAAUCUGGAACAUUGCUACCAAUAAACUGACCUUUCUCAACUCCUUUAAAAUGAAGAUGUCUGUUAUCCUUGGCAUCAUUCACAUGAUGUUUGGAGUCAGCCUGAGUCUCUUCAACCAUACCUAUUUCAAGAAACCCCUGAAUAUCUACUUCGGAUUUAUUCCUGAAAUAAUCUUCAUGACCUCUUUGUUUGGCUACUUGGUUAUCCUCAUAUUUUACAAGUGGACAGCCUAUGAUGCUCAUACAUCUGAGAAGGCGCCAAGCCUUCUGAUUCAUUUCAUAAACAUGUUUCUCUUUUCCUACGGUGACUCUAGUAAUGCGAUGCUUUAUUCUGGACAGAAAGGAAUUCAGUGUUUCCUGGUAGUGGUCGCGCUACUGUGUGUACCUUGGAUGCUACUAUUUAAACCACUGGUCCUUCGCCAUCAAUAUUUGAGGAGGAAGCAUUUGGAAGGGCAGCCUGUGGAGGCCCCAGUCAGCCCAACCCCGAGCCAGCAGGGACUAGAGGCAGCAGCGGCUGCAACAGGAACUCUCAACUUUGGUGGGAUCAGGGUGGGCAACGGACCGACAGAGGAGGAUGCUGAGAUUAUUCAGCAUGACCAGCUCUCCACCCAUUCAGAGGACGCAGAAGAGCCUACCGAGGACGAAGUGUUUGACUUUGGGGACACCAUGGUCCACCAGGCCAUCCACACCAUUGAGUACUGCCUGGGCUGCAUCUCCAACACCGCCUCUUACCUGCGGCUCUGGGCCCUCAGCCUCGCUCAUGCACAGCUGUCUGAGGUGCUUUGGACCAUGGUGAUCCACAUCGGCCUCAGCGUGAAGAGCUUGGCAGGAGGUUUGGCGCUGUUCUUCAUUUUCGCCGCCUUUGCCACCCUGACCGUGGCCAUCCUUCUGAUCAUGGAGGGCCUCUCGGCCUUCCUCCAUGCGCUGCGGUUACACUGGGUCGAGUUCCAGAAUAAAUUCUACAGCGGAACCGGUUUCAAGUUCCUACCCUUCUCCUUUGAGCACAUUCGGGAAGGGAAGUUUGACGAGUGAGCCCCAUGGAGGGCUGUGUACCACAGGCCCCCCCCCCCCCCCGCCCCCCGUCCCUCCACAGCUGUUAGCUCUGCUCCUCUUGCCUGUCGGUUGUGAUCCCUGGGUAUGGGGGCAUUUGUGUCAUCCCAGCCACCCUCCCAUCUGUGAGUCAUUUAGAUAGAUCCAGCCCUCCCUGGGUCCCCCACCGCCACCAACUUCCUGUGUAGUAUAGUGAUUUUCUAGAGAGAAGCUGGGCUCUGGCUGUCACUCACACCUACUGGGCACUGGCCUCGCCCUCCCAGCCUCUGUCCAGCCAAAGACAGCCUCUCCUCUGUCCCCUGGUGGUGAGCAAGUUUGCAUUUUACGUGUGAGCCCAAAGCCCAUGGAAGAAGCACCUUUCACAUCCACACUCAGACUUUGAGCCUCCUGUUCCUGCCACUCUAGUCACUGGUUGGGGGUAGGGGUGCUCUUGGGUUAGCAGGGGCGGGUCCAGGAAGAGGGCACUUCUGUUCUCUGCCUAUCCCUCUGGCCUUCAGAGCAGUUGUUAAUCGGGAAUUUAGCUGGACCCAGCUGUGCCGUCGUGCAUGGCUUCUCCCUGUCACUCCCAAGAGUCCCAGGGUAUACCCAACACUACCUCCCUAACCCGCACCCUCUCCUCCUCUUUCCCAGAAUCCCCUCCUUCCCCCUGCUCCUGUUUGUACCCGGUGUAACAGCACAGCAGGGAGUGACCCAAACAGAGGUCCUGGCUGCCUGCUGUGGUUGGCUGCUGCUUCUCAGGCCAAGUGCGGGCCCUGCCACAAGCAUGCCCUCCGGGCACACGGUUCAGACAGAGGCUAUUUCUGGGUGCAGACCCCACAACCUUUCCCCACCCCUAAUCGUGAGUCUCGAGGGCAAGACUAUAGUCAUCAGAGGUGGUUCUGCCUACGGACCUGCCUUGCUCUGCCCUCCACUGCCCCUCCCCACUUCCACUGGGGUCCCAAGUCAAGGGAGUGGGGUCCUGGGCAGGGAAGGUCGGUGCCAUUUACAGUUUGCUGAUUGGAGGCGACCGCCAGGGCCACAGUACACCUGGUUGUGAGAGCCCUGCCCUGUGGGCCGAUGGUGAGCACCCCCAAGGGCCACCUCUCCUGUCCCCCCCAUGCCAGGCUGUGGCUCUCAGGGCCUUGUAAUCAUGUGUUGGCACAGCAGCCCGGGCUGCUUCAGCCAAAUCGAACCCCGUGGCCCUCAGUGGUCGAGAUAAUCCCCUGAAUUGGCCAGGCCCCUGCCCUCCUCCUACCCUGGCUUUUCUGAGUUACUUAGAGCUGCUCACGACUCUCCUGGGCAUGGGUCACCCACCCCCACUUCACCAUGUGCUGGCCAGUGUGACCUGCCCCGACUUUGUGCAGAUUCCCUCCCCUCCGGGCUGGUGGUUUACAUGAUGCCCUUUGCUCUGUUUAUAGCAGGGUUUGCCUCAGAGCUCUUUGUCCGGAACCCUGCCGGAGGCCCUUCUGUUCACACGUUCCCGUGCUGAAUAAAGUGUGUUUGACUCUA